This is a messenger RNA of Ilex paraguariensis (yerba mate), 399 nucleotides long. The record is from the annotation of a GenBank genome assembly. NCBI's taxonomy places the organism in Eukaryota, Viridiplantae, Streptophyta, Magnoliopsida, Aquifoliales, Aquifoliaceae.
AUGCAUUCUGAUCCACAAAACCAUUAUGAGCAAUCAAGGGAGGAAAUAGUUUCUGAAGAAAGUGAUGAUGAGACAGAUCAAAACCAGGACAUUAAACCAUGGCUGAAGCAGGAUGACAUGAAUUCCCAUAACAAACCUGGCUUGCCCAUAAUCGAAUUCCCCAAUAACAGACCCUGUAAUGCAUUUGCAGAGGAUACCUUCUCAGAUGAUAAAGGGCAUAGGCAUCACUGGCAAUCUCCGAAAUGGAUACCACUGAAGUCCCAAGCUGAUGCCAUGAUAUAUUCCACGAAAGGAAGAUGUGACUUGGAAAAUACACGUCAGUUGAAUGUUGCACGGCACCCAGAUAGAGAGAGGAAGCCAAUUUCAGUGAGGACGAAAAGACAAGGGUAUCGGCAGUGA